Molecule: messenger RNA, 1238 nt
Organism: Bipolaris zeicola 26-R-13
Lineage: Eukaryota; Fungi; Ascomycota; Dothideomycetes; Pleosporales; Pleosporaceae
Exons: 4
Molecular function (GO): iron ion binding; monooxygenase activity; oxidoreductase activity, acting on paired donors, with incorporation or reduction of molecular oxygen
Source: RefSeq, a predicted model, not a curated record
UCAGAAAAGUUCCCGAAGAGGUUCUGUCAUUUUAUGAUAUGUUUUCGAAGAGUGUAGAAGAGGAGUAUACUCAUGUCAAUACUGCAUUUGUGCCCACUGUUGUAGAGACGAUCAAAAGGGACCUUUCUCCAAAGCUUUAUGAGAUAACCCCCGCUAUUUGUGACGAAGUUGAUUCGGCGAUAAAGCAAUAUCUGCCUUCACACGAUGACUGGACAGAAAUCAAUACAUCGAAAUCGAUGCUGGACAUCGUUUCUAAAGCCUCGAGUCAUUUAUUCGCCGGGUCUGAUGUCUCUAACAACGCAGAUUACCUUGAAUGUACACGAGAUUAUAUUGUCCAUCUCUUCGAAGCUAUAAAGGAAAUCAAAGGCACACGACCAUGGCUCAGACCCUUGCUAUGUCCUCGUCUUUCCAAGGUUAAACGUCUUGUUGUCACGGUAACAAGAUUGAAAAGCCACGUAAAGCGUGUAAUCGAGAAGAGAGAUCAAGCUAGUAGAACGGACCCGAACUGGAAUCCACCAGAAGACAUGAUGCAAUGGCUGAUUAAUCGAAGUGAGAGUCAGACAGAUUACUUGGAAGGCUGUGCGGCUGCACAAAUAAUUCUCAUUCUAGGAAUCAUCAACCCAGUUAUGUUGACACUGGUCUCCAUUUUACAUACAUUAGCGGUAACUCCCGAAUAUGUCGAGCCACUCAGAGAAGAGAUCAGAAAUAAUCUGCCUAAUGAUGGUUCUAUUUCAGCUCAAGACUUGAAGGGAUUUUGGAAGUUGGACAGUUAUCUGAAGGAGACUGGUCAAGUUUAUCACCCGGUUAUAGAACCAUAUUUUCGCAGCGUUCGUAAAGGGUUUACUCUAUCAAAUGGACAGUUCCUACCCCCAAGCGCAACUGUAGUUGUACCGAACCCAUCCAUCAUUACUCCUGGUGAUCAAAUCUUUGAUGGGUUCCGAUAUUCCAAGUUACGCGAGGCCAAGCCCCAAGAGGAUCAACCCAACCAUCGAUGGUUGAUUGCUAAUGAAACCGAGUUUCGAUGGGGGGUUGGUAACCACGUCUGCCCUGGCAGGUUUUAUGCACAUCAUGUUAUCAAGAUUACCCUUAUCAGACUGAUUUCCAACUACGACAUCAGAAUGCCAGGGGAGGCUCAAAUUGGAUUACACAAUAGAUAUCCCACGAUUGAGUUUGGGUCAUCAGUCUUGCCAGCAGUAGAUAAACCCCUCAUGGUUAGAAAGGUUAAAGCCAGAAGUUAG